CCGGGUGCGGGAGCUGAGGUCGAGCACUCCACAAUUUACAUCAUGCGUCUGUCCGUACUUCUCUCCCCGCCUUCUCUGGCCAGGCGCCCGUGGAGCGGAGGCGCUGGCGCCACUGCCGUCUCGGCCCUGGCCGGGCCGCAGUGACCCGCGGCGGCUGUCUCAGGGCACCUCUGGCGCCACUGCCCCGACGUCUGGCGCCUAUCCUCGCCCGUCAGCCUCACGUUGCCCCCGGGUCGGACGGCAUGGCGUGCCUGAGCUUCCUCGGCUGCCAUUCGGGGCUCUUCUCCGCCGCCAAGCCCGCCGCCGCCAAACAGCCGGAGAAGCAGGAGGAGGGUCCGCACAUCGGGUGCAUCACGGUCGACGAGGAGCAGCAGCCGCCAGUCGGGCCGGCAGAGGCCACCCAGGGCGCGGCGAACGAGGCCGCGCCAGUCUGCGCGUGGUCGACGGACGUGGUGCUUGGCGCUGAGAGGGAGGAUUCGGCAGCGAUGGGGGCGUCCCUGGCUUGCUGCUCCCCUGCCCGCGCCGCGGAGCCCGAGGCAUGCCGGGAGGCCGCGCCCUCGCCCGACGACAAACCCGAGGAGCCGCGGCCCGCCAGCCUCGUAGACCAGGACGCGCCGCUGGCCGCGGCGGGGGCCAGCCCCGAGGAGCCCGCCCCCAGGAUCGCGGAGCCGGAGCCCGCGGCGCCGGCGCACUUCGAGGGUUCGGACCCAGAGGACGCCGCUGCGGGGAAGGCCGCCAAGGGCUGCUGCGUGCCGCGCGCGAGCAAGCGGCGCACCAAGGGCUCCAAGGGAUCCAAGGUGCAAGACGCCGCCGCGACACUCGGUUCGGCGAGUGCCGGCAGCAGCUCCAAGCCCAAGAAGCAGGGCGUUGGCGGGGGCAAGCGCGGCAAGUCGAAGGCAUCGGCGGGCGCGUGAAGGGAAUUCGCACGCAUCGGCACUGUGGCGGAAGGACUCCGCCACAUCGCAGGCCUGCGUACAAUUUGGCAAGCAGGUGCACGCCUUCCGCAAUGGCAGGCGUGGGACCGCUGGUCAGCCUUAAGUGUGCUCUUUCGCGAGCAUCAAGUCAUGCCUAUCUUUGCAACAGCAGGCGCCGUGUCAAUGAAUAUGAAUAUGGAUUGAUUGAACUAUAUGUUUUGUGGUCUGUAUUCCAGAUCUGCUAGGCACAAGGCACGGCCUGCAGAUGAUCAAAUUAGUAAAUCGGAGGAACACCAGAAA
Messenger RNA from Prorocentrum cordatum, 1214 nucleotides. The record is from the annotation of a GenBank genome assembly. NCBI's taxonomy places the organism in Eukaryota, Dinophyceae, Prorocentrales, Prorocentraceae.